Molecule: messenger RNA, 1356 nt
Organism: Spodoptera littoralis (African cotton leafworm)
Lineage: Eukaryota; Metazoa; Arthropoda; Insecta; Lepidoptera; Noctuidae
Source: the annotation of a GenBank genome assembly
AUGGGUGCAGUGUUGGGCCUUUGUUCAGCUGCUCAGUUGGCAUGUUGCUGUGGCAGUGCAGCUUGUUCCCUGUGCUGCUCGGCGUGUCCAUCAUGUGCCAACUCGACGUCCACUCGUCUCAUGUACACACUCAUGCUGCUACUGGUAAUGGUGGUGGCUUGCGUCACACUAGCUCCUGGAUUACAUGAUGAAAUGCAAAAGGUUCCAUUUUGUAAAAAUUCGACAAACUAUAUACCCGGCGACUUGAAAGUAAACUGUGACCAGGCUGUUGGCUAUUUGGCAGUGUACAGAAUAUGUUUUGCAACAUGUCUCUUCUUUGUUUUGAUGGCUCUUAUAACAAUUGGAGUAAAGUCGUCUAAAGAUCCCCGUGCUGGUAUACAAAACGGCUUCUGGGGCAUCAAGUAUCUGGUUGUUAUUGGAGGCAUAAUUGGGGCUUUCUUUAUACCUGAAGGACAAUUUGCUUCAACCUGGAUGGUGUUUGGCAUGAUCGGCGGUUUUGGCUUCAUUGUUAUACAACUCAUUCUAAUAAUAGAUUUUGCGCAUUCUUGGGCUGAAAGAUGGGUUUCCAAUUAUGAAGAAACGCGUUCGAAGGUCUGGUAUUCGGCACUACUGUUCUCCAUGCUCAUUGGCUUCACCCUCGCAUUCAUUGGAGCCAUCCUGCUUUUCAAGUAUUACGCUGAGCCAGAGGGCUGUGGUCUGUACAAGUUCUUCAUUUCAAUAAACCUGAUCCUCAUCCUGAUUGCGAGCGGUAUAUCAGUCCUGCCGGCGGUGCAAGACCACCAGCCGCGCUCGGGGCUGCUGCAGUCGGGCGUGGUCGCCAUGUACGUCAUGUACCUCACUUGGUCGGCUCUCUCCAAUGGCUCCAGGGAUUGCAACACAGUCGCGACCUAUCAGGACGAAAUUGGAUAUUGGUCAUCCUUCGACAAGCAGUCUAUCAUCGGGCUGGUCAUUUGGGUGUGCAGUGUAUUGUACUCGUCAAUCAGAACUGCGUCCUCCUCCUCUAAAAUCACCAUGUCGGAGCAUUUCCUAGCCAAGGAAGGCGCAGGGCAAGGAGGGCUCAUUGCUAACGAAGAGGGCGCUGACGGUGGCGAGGCGGGCCGUACUGAGGAGACCAAGGUGUUCGACAACGAGAGCGACGGCGUGGCCUACUCCUGGACGUUCUUCCACGUCGUGUUCGCUCUAGCAACCUUGUACAUCAUGAUGACACUCACAAAUUGGUACAACCCGAGUUCACAGCUUUCGAAGGAGAAUGUUGCCUCGAUGUGGAUCAAGAUCACAUCUUCUUGGCUGUGCGUGGGUCUCUACAUCUGGACUCUGGUCGCACCAGCCAUAUUCCCUGACAGAGAAUUCAACUAG